Molecule: messenger RNA, 1889 nt
Organism: Durotheca rogersii
Lineage: Eukaryota; Fungi; Ascomycota; Sordariomycetes; Xylariales; Xylariaceae
Product: vacuolar-sorting protein SNF7
Exons: 4
Coding region: 561-1238 (225 amino acids)
Biological process (GO): vesicle budding from membrane; late endosome to vacuole transport via multivesicular body sorting pathway
Cellular component (GO): cytoplasmic side of plasma membrane; ESCRT III complex; multivesicular body
Source: RefSeq, a predicted model, not a curated record
GGUGGCGCCGCCUCUGAGCCAGGAGGCCGUCAGGUGAUGAGGGUGAUGGGCCUUGUUUCACGGGUGCCUAGGCGGAUGGCCCAUCCAUCUGUCGAAUUGUACCUAUCGCCUAUGGCAGCAACAUCUGACCUGCCUACACACCCGUUCGCUUCGCUAUCUCCAUCUAUUGGAAGCCUAGCUUAGACAAACCCAUCUACCCUGCCUUACCCGCUGAGGGACCUCGUGCACACCAUACCCAACUCUGUUACCAACAAAUCUACCCGAACAUCGAACAGCUCGUGACGGCCGUCAGGCUUCCUCCGCCCUCCAUCCUCACACUUAUCAGCAUUGCUCGCCGAUUCCCUCCGUCGUCUUCGUCGACAUCCUCGACGACCGGCCCGCCUUCUUGGACAUAAGUAACGAGCGACGUCAUCGUCUUGGCCGCGAAUACUCUGCUGUCUGGCCCUACCCCGCGGUCGACACCCACGCCGGCAUCGCGUCGGUCUCCCUUUGCGAGUCGAGCAUCCCUCGAUAGUCAUCGCCGAGCUAUCCUCGACCUCGUGUAGCGCGUUUUAACCGCAAUGUCCGGCGUCUGGGGCUGGUUUGGCGGCGGCGCUGCCCAGAAGAAGAAGGACAGUCCGAAGAAUGCGAUCCUCGGCCUGCGGGCACAGCUGGAUAUGCUCCAGAAGCGCGAAAAACAUCUCAUGACCCAGAUGGAGGAACAAGACGCCAUCGCGCGAAAGAACGUCAACACGAAUAAAACCGCUGCGAAGGCUGCCCUGCGGAGGAAGAAGGGGCACGAGCACAGUCUCGAGCAGACGAUAUCGCAGAUUGGGACGCUGGAGCAGCAGAUCAACGCCAUCGAGUCCGCCAACAUCAACCGGGAGACCCUCGCCGCGAUGCAGAGAGCAGGCGAAGCGAUGCAGCAGAUCCACGGGAAGCUCACGCCAGAAAAGGUCGACGAGACUAUGGACAAACUGCGGGAACAGAACGUUCUCAGCGAGGAGAUUGUCGCUGCCAUCACCAGCAACCAGAUCGGGGAGCCGCUGGACGAGUCGGAGCUGGACCGAGAGCUCGAGGACAUGCAGCAGGAAGAACUCGAAGAGAAGAUGCUCAAGACUGGCACCGUACCCGUGUCCGACGCGGUAAACCGACUACCUACAGUUGCCAACCAAGAAAUCCGUGGUAAGCCCCAGGCUAUCGCGGAGGACGACGAAGAAGUAGAGCUUCGGAAGCUCCAAGCGGAGAUGGCCAUGUAACGUUCCCGGUUUCUACGUCCAUUCCACGCAGCCUCCUCUUAUCCCGGAAACGGUGGCGUGAGGCCAUAUUGAGGAACCCGACACCGGUGAUCUCCUACAGACAAGCGGCUCCAUAGACAGCGCCAGCGAUGCUUUGAGCUCGGCUUCGAUCAAGCCGCUCCGAAUCAGGCAGUCUAUCAGAAAACAGACCUCUCCCCGCGUCGGGCUCCUCGCACUCAUUUACGGCGUUGGCGUUAUAAGACCCUUAGUGCUUCGUUGGCGGUUACACCUGUUUAGCAACUUCGGCUUCGUAAAUUACACAUCUUCUAGUCUCCCUGUUUGGGCCGUCUUUCGCCGAAAUAUAAUCGAUACGAAUCCACGUCGGUAGAUAGUGAUAAAUGUGCCUGUGCUCUGCUUGUCGCUCGGCCAUCGAUCGGCCUACGGGUUGGAGUAACCCCAACAAAUUAGUCCCGAUAAUCAUGGUGUCAUGCCGGAAGUUCCCUUCUUUACAUGUAUAGCAACGCCACCAGAUGCUAUCAAACUCGCCGCAGCCUGUGAGUUCUGGCUUACCGCAUAGGCUGAAAAAAAAAGGGAUAAGUAGAGUACUGUAGGCGCAUGGUCCUAGUGUGCUUCGUGUACAUAUGUAGCCAACCAUGUAUAAUAAUAAUUACA